Corticium candelabrum is the source of this 1491-nucleotide messenger RNA. RefSeq names its product complement C1q and tumor necrosis factor-related protein 9A-like. Lineage: Eukaryota; Metazoa; Porifera; Homoscleromorpha; Homosclerophorida; Plakinidae. The transcript has a single exon. The record is from RefSeq and is a predicted model, not a curated record. The coding region runs from base 189 to 1388 and encodes 399 amino acids.
AAAUCCUAUGUGUGUAGGGGAGGUUGCAGGUGCUGUGACAAAAAUUGUUUGAGACUGAGACGAACUGCCAAUUUUUGCACUUGUGAUCAGUUGAAAAUUGGCUGGUGAGAGUUGUUGUUGAUUAUAAUGAGUAGACGUGGAACUGACGAAAAAGUUUGGGUUGCCAACAAACAUGUUGGCUGCUCACGAUGUUCACAGCUUCACUAGUGAUCAAUGUCACACUCACUGCAGUUGGGUUUGUGGUGAUAAGAAAUCUGCAGAACAACAUUGCAAAUAUGCAGAAUGAUAUUGCACAUUUGCAAGGGCAACGGUCAGCAGCAAGUGAGACGAAGGAGGCAAUGAGUGACAUGUUAUCAGAAAUUGCAGCCAACAAAGAAAAGAGAUCAGCGUUGUCUCCCACUUCAUCAUCUCGUCUAGCAGUUGAUGUUGGAUCAUUGUUUGUAUCAACAAUCAAAAGCAUGUGUAAACCAGAAGGAGCCGUCUGCAUCCCAGGAGCAAAAGGAGAAGCUGGACAACCAGGAAGAGAUGGGUUACCAGGAGUAAAUGGAUUAGCAGGAAGAGAUGGAAAGCCUGGCAGAGAUGGAGAACCUGGUGAUGAUGGUUUACCAGGUAGAGACGGCUUGCCUGGUACAACAGGUGCUACUGGUAGAGAUGGUCCCAUGGGCAUACGCGGUGGACCUGGUAUGCCUGGAGCUAAGGGAAUGGGAUUGCCUGGAAAGCAAGGUCCAAUAGGGAUACCUGGUGGGAAGGGAGAUAAGGGAGAAAGAGGGGAGAAGGGAGGCAAAGGAGACAUUGGAGGACAAGGGAUACAAGGGGUUAAAGGAAUUCAGGGAGAGAAGGGAGGGCAAGGUGACAGAGGUGAACGAGGAUAUACUGGUUAUAAGGGAGGGAAAGGGGAAAGGGGGAUGAUUGGAGAGAAAGGAAUGAGAGGGGAGAAAGGCAAUAAAGGGAUACGAGGAGAGAAAGGAGAGAAGGGAAAACUGGAAUUGCUAUUACCAAGUCAGUGUCAAAAGACAAACCACCGAGUCUUGUCUGACUAUUGGAGAAAAGUUUCAUCACCUACAAAUAUGUCUAAUAUUCGUUACGAUCGAACUGGACAUCAUGGAUUUCAACCAGGAUGGCAUGUAUUUGCUUCUAGUAUUGGUGGACAAAUGCCUGAGACGUGCUCACCAAUAGACCAUUGUGGAACAAUUGCAACAGGUUGGCUCAAAGGAUCUCACCCAACUGUCAUUGGACAGACCAGUAAAGAAACAGUUUGUUUUCACUGGGACAAUAAUUGCUGUCACUGGCAGACGAAUGUUGAUAUCACCCACUGUGGAGGAUUCUAUGUGUACAAUCUGCCCAGUGAACCAUGUGGCUGUAGCUUAGCUUACUGCAGCGAUGCAUGACAUGACAUGCAAAUAACUGAUGGCAGAUGUGAAAUGACGGGAAGCUUGUGAUGUUAGUAGCAUAUUUUACUGUACAACUGUGUAUGUCGUCUGAAAACCAAAU